AUGGUCAGUCACGACAUCCUGUUGGCUAUCCUAUCCCACCUUAUGGUCUCUGGCGAGUCACUGGAGUGGUUCUCUUCUUAUCUUCGGGAGCGUCAGCAGGCGGUCAAGCACGGUGAUAAUUCAUCUAACUGGCGCGAAUUAAAGGCUGGCGUUCCUCAAGGCGUGUGCAUCGUGAACGCGACGGGAUCGCACGCGUUUAUAUUUGAACACUCGUACCUACCUACUGUGACUAUGGAGUGGAACAAUAAAAAAGUUAUUACGUUUCUCGAGAUCCUACAAACAGAACCAUGUUUGUGGGAUCCGAGACUAAAAAAUUUCAAAAAUCGUGGAACGCAAAAAGAGGCUUGGCGCCGCAUAAUGGAAUUAUUACCGUUUAAAACCUCCAUAGAAGAAAUUAAAAAGAAAAAGGAAAGCCUAAUGGGCUAUUAUCGAUUCCAUUUAAAUAGAAUGAAAAAGUCUUUCAAGUCCGGAGCUGGAAAAGAUGACGGGUACAAAACAAAUUGGUUUGCAUUCGAAACGAUGGACAAUUUCCUACGAGAAGUAUACAAUAGUAGCUGCACAUUAAAUACAGAGAUGACCCACGAUGACACUAAGGCACAAAGUGAGGAAAGAAAUUAUACAGAAACAGAAGAAGUUUUGCAAAAUAAAGUAGAAGAUUAUGUAGAAAUAAGAAGUCGUCCAAGAGAAAAUAAAUCUCAAAAUUAUAAUAAAAAAAGACAAUUGACAGAUGAGUUGCCGCAAGAAAUCAAAGCAGCGCGACGUCUACUGGACGAAGCGUUUGACUUAAUUAAAGAGAAGAAAGAUGAUGAAUAUGAGAUGUUCGCAAGACUGCUUGUAAGUAAACUAAAAAAAAUAAAAAAUCCAAACACGCGUGAUAUUUUAAUGAAUGAUAUUCAGAAUUUAGUAUUUCGUGCUUGUAUGGCAGAUCGACUUGAGCAACAGUCUGCAAUACCUCAGUUUUCUACAUCCAUGUCUUCACAUCAAGCAUUCAGUCCAUCGACAUGCCAGUCGCCUCCGAAUCACUCCACAUCCCUACAUAUCUCCACACCAACAAGUAUUCAGUCCCCCACCAAAUCCUUCGACAUACCAGUCACCUCCACGCCGCUCCACAUCCCUGUCUCCACACCAUCAAGUUUUCAGUCCAUCGACAUACCAGUCACAUCCACGCCCCUCCACAUCCCUAUCUCCACACCAUCAAGUUUUCAGUCCAUCGACAUUCCAGUCACCUCCACGCCACUCCACAUCCCUGUCUCCACACCAUCAAGUAUUCAGUCCAUCGACAUACCAGUCACCUCCAAGCCACUCCACAUCCCUGUCUCUACACCAUGAAGCAUUCAGU
Messenger RNA from Spodoptera litura, 1339 nucleotides. RefSeq lists its product as uncharacterized. Lineage: Eukaryota; Metazoa; Arthropoda; Insecta; Lepidoptera; Noctuidae. The record is from RefSeq and is a predicted model, not a curated record.